Fonsecaea nubica is the source of this 951-nucleotide messenger RNA. Its product is annotated as mitochondrial DNA replication protein YHM2. Gene Ontology annotation, biological process: alpha-ketoglutarate transport; mitochondrial citrate transmembrane transport. Gene Ontology annotation, molecular function: tricarboxylate secondary active transmembrane transporter activity. The coding region runs from base 1 to 951 and encodes 316 amino acids. Gene Ontology annotation, cellular component: mitochondrion. The record is from RefSeq and is a predicted model, not a curated record. The transcript is spliced from 3 exons. NCBI's taxonomy places the organism in Eukaryota, Fungi, Ascomycota, Eurotiomycetes, Chaetothyriales, Herpotrichiellaceae.
AUGUCCGCAGAAGCAGUUCUGGCACCUGCGCCUGCAGCGCCCAAGAUUGAAAAGAAGCCGGUCAAGUUCAGCAACCUUCUACUUGGCGCUGGUCUCAACAUGUUCGAGGUCACUACACUGGGACAGCCUCUGGAGGUUGUCAAGACCACCAUGGCCGCCCACCGAACUGACACGUUCGCUGGAGCUAUGUCGCGGAUAUGGGGACGUGGUGGUGUUUUUGGAUUCUACCAAGGUCUCAUCCCGUGGGCCUGGAUCGAAGCCUCUACCAAGGGUGCUGUCUUGCUUUUCGUCGCCUCCGAGGCUGAAUACUACGCAAGAACCUUUGGGGCCAACAACUUCCUCGCUGGGAUCACGGGUGGUAUGGUCGGUGGCAUGGCCCAAGCCUAUGCAACCAUGGGUUUCUGCACAUGUAUGAAAACGGUGGAAAUCACCCAGCACAAACUGGCCGCACAGGGUGUGAAGCCCCCCUCUACGUUCACGACUUUCGCAAAUAUCUACAAGAAAGAGGGCAUCCGAGGGAUCAACAAGGGUGUCAACGCAGUCGCCAUUCGUCAAGUUACCAACUGGGGCUCCCGUUUCGGUCUUUCCAGACUCGCCGAGUCAGGUAUCCGGAGAUUCACGGGCAAGGAGAACGGAGAGAAACUGAAUGCGGGAGAGAAGAUUUUGGCCAGUGGUCUCGGUGGUGGUCUGUCUGCAUGGAACCAGCCCAUUGAAGUCAUCCGAGUCGAGAUGCAAAGCAAGUCCAAUGAUCCUAAUCGACCAAAGAACUUGACCGUCGGGAAGACGUUGAACUACAUCUACAGCACCAACGGUCUGAAAGGUCUCUACCGUGGUGUCACUCCCCGUAUCGGACUGGGUAUCUGGCAGACAAUCUGCAUGGUUGCCUUGGGUGAUAUUGCCAAAGAAGCCGUCGAGAAACUCACCGGCGAGGCGGUCACCGCGAAGCACUAG